This is a messenger RNA of Vombatus ursinus (common wombat), 1813 nucleotides long. RefSeq names its product TGFB induced factor homeobox 2 (gene TGIF2). Gene Ontology annotation, biological process: regulation of transcription by RNA polymerase II. The transcript is spliced from 3 exons. The coding region runs from base 260 to 1018 and encodes 252 amino acids. The record is from RefSeq and is a predicted model, not a curated record. Lineage: Eukaryota; Metazoa; Chordata; Mammalia; Diprotodontia; Vombatidae. Gene Ontology annotation, molecular function: DNA-binding transcription factor activity, RNA polymerase II-specific; RNA polymerase II cis-regulatory region sequence-specific DNA binding.
CCCCCAGGACCUGCCCGGGCCGGGGACCAGGCAACCUUCCGCGGGGGUCUGGGGCGGCCAACAUGGAGCCCGUUCCCGGGGAGGGGGGGCUGGUUUAAAGCCCAGACCCUGCACCCCCCCGAAGCCCCUACCCCUGGACUCGAGGAGGGGGGGACCCCAAGCACACCGGCUUCAAGCCCCGGGAAGGGGGGGCUGCAAGGAAACUUUUUUCUGCCUUUGGACACGUUUGACUCCUGUACGAACCCUGGACAGCCCAAGCAUGUCAGACAGUGACCUGGGUGAGGAGGAAGGACUGGCCUCCCUGGAUCUAACCCAGGCAGGCAAGAGGAAGAGGAGAGGGAACCUCCCAAAGGAGUCUGUGAAGAUUCUCCGAGACUGGCUGUAUGAGCACCGCUUCAAUGCCUACCCCUCAGAACAGGAAAAGCUGAGCCUUUCUGGGCAGACAAGCCUGUCCGUGCUACAGAUUUGCAACUGGUUCAUCAAUGCGCGACGGCGGCUCCUCCCCGAUAUGCUGAGGAAGGAUGGCAAGGACCCCAACCGUUAUACCAUUUCCCGCCGUGGUGGCAAAGCAUCUGAUGUGGCCGUGCCAAGGGGUUCAAGUCCCACCCUGAUGGCACCAGGGCCCACUCAGGCCCCCUCCAAAGUGCUGUCACUGUCUGUAUGCUCCUCCGCACUCUGUUCCUCUGCAUCCCCAGUGAGGGCUCACCUCCCUGGCCCUGGGGCUGAGAAUGAAAGUCCACCACCCCCUUCUUUGGUUAGUGGGGAGCCACAGCCCCUUCCGGGCCCUGGCAGCACACUCACCCUGCUGGCCAGGGCACAGGCUGGAAGCCCAACCAGUGGACUGUUUAACACACCACCUCCCACGCCCCCAGAGCACUAUGGAGAUGACUUUAGCAGUUUCCAAUUGCUGGUGGAGGUGGCCCUACAGAAAGCAGCUGAGCUCGAGUCACAGAAAAAAGAUCUAUUUCCUCCUUCGUGGCAUGCCGAGCUUCCGUUGGUAGCCAAUAACCCUAAGUAGCGCUUGAAAGGGCCUUCAGGACUUGGUAGAAGACAGUUGCUCCUCUUUGUUAUUUUACUGUUGUUCAUUGUGUUGUUUGGGGUCUUUCCUUUUACUUUUCGGGGUCUCUCCCACCUGUUGGGAUUGCCCUUUCUGCCCAGACAGGUUCUCCCAGUGGGAACACUUGGGUGUUGCACACUGUGACCUAAGACCUCCUCUUAUCUCUGACCUGCUCCACUCCCAACAGAGGGGUCCUCUGCAGGCUAGGAGAGUUGGACUAAGAAAUCUGAGACACGUGUUGAGGUCAUCUCCUGCACCUCUGACUCUGGGAACAUGAUGCUUCUAUCUCCAAGAAUUCCCAUUUUGUCAUACAUUCUGCCCUUGGGCACCCUACUGACUGCUUCAGCCUAGUUUCUUCCUAAACCCAUUCCACCCAACAGGACCAUGUACAGGGUCUAGAUUAUCCUAUUUCCAGCCCCUUUUUCAUCUCUACUGACUAAGGCCUAUUGAAGUGGCAAGACUACAGAGAUCCAAACAAAGAAAGGAAAACACUGUCUUGGGGAGACCAGUAACCAGGUUCAGGAAAAAAAAAAUAUCCAAAGGGGUUUUUUGUUUUGGGGGGAAAAAAACUUGCGUUUUUUGUUUUUUGUUUUUGCUUCUGUGUCUUUGCCGAGACAAAGGUUUACAAGACCUAGUAGAUAGCUGGAGUAAUCCAAAUGACAUGAGGCUGUGGAGUUGGUGAAUGUUGUUUAGCCUUUCUUCUUGGCAAGAAGGGAUAAAGGAUCUCUUGAGAUGGGGGACUUUUCAAAAUUUAAA